Messenger RNA from Candidula unifasciata, 485 nucleotides. Lineage: Eukaryota; Metazoa; Mollusca; Gastropoda; Stylommatophora; Geomitridae. The record is from the annotation of a GenBank genome assembly.
CUACUGGCAACAUAAGGGAAAUGUAUGCUGGCAUCAAGAAGGCUAUUGGGCCAGUAAAAAGAAAGAUUACCCCUCUCAAAUCAACCACGGGCGAAAUCAUAAAGGAUCGGACAAGGCAGCUGGACCGUUGGGUGGAGCACUACUCAGAGCUAUAUGCUACAAGCACCUUUGUAUGUGAAGAGGCCUUAAAUGCAAUGGAGUGUCUGCCAACCAUGGGUGAACUAGACACGGAACCCUCUGUCACAGAAAUCGGUGAGGCAAAAGCUGGGCUUCCUUCUGGGAAGGCCCCAGGAGAGGAUGGUAUCCCACCUGAGAUUCUAAAAUGCUCCAAGUAUGCUAUUCUUCCUGAGCUACACAAGAACCUCUGUCAGUGUUGGCAAGAAAAAUCGGUGCCACAGGAUAUGAGAGAUGCCAACAUUAUAACUCUCUAUAAAAAUAAAGGAGAUAGAAGCGACUGCAACAACUAUCGCGGUAUCUUUCUAUAG